AUUGUUCUAGAUGAUGGAGUGAAGAUGAGGAGGUUCUUUAUUGUUCUAGAUGAUGGAGUGAAGAUGAGGAGGUUCUUUAUUGUUCUAGAUGAUGGAGUGAAGAUGAGGAGGUUCUUUAUUGUUCUAGAUGAUGGAGAGAAGAUGAGGAGGUUCUUUAGUGUUCUAGAUGAUGGAGUGAAGAUGAGGAGGUUCUUUAUUGUUCUAGAUGAUGGAGAGAAGAUGAGGAGGUUCUUUAGUGUUCUAGAUGAUGGAGUGAAGAUGAGGAGGUUCUUUAUUGUUCUAGAUGAUGGAGUGAAGAUGAGGAGGUUCUUUAGUGUUCUAGAUGAUGGAGAGAAGAUGAGGAGGUUCUUUAGUGUUCUAGAUGAUGGAGUGAAGAUGAGGAGGUUCUUUAUUGUUCUAGAUGAUGGAGUGAAGAUGAGGAGGUUCUUUAUUGUUCUAGAUGAUGGAGAGAAGAUGAGGAGGUUCUUUAUUGUUCUAGAUGAUGGAGUGAAGAUGAGGAGGUUCUUUAUUGUUCUAGAUGAUGGAGAGAAGAUGAGGAGGUUCUUUAUUGUUCUAGAUGAUGGAGUGAAGAUGAGGAGGUUCUUUAUUGUUCUAGAUGAUGGAGAGAAGAUGAGGAGGUUCUUUAUUGUUCUAGAUGAUGGAGAGAAGAUGAGGAGGUUCUUUAUUGUUCUAGAUGAUGGAGAGAAGAUGAGGAGGUUCUUUAGUGUUCUAGAUGAUGGAGUGAAGAUGAGGAGGUUCUUUAUUGUUCUAGAUGAUGGAGUGAAGAUGAGGAGGUUCUUUAUUGUUCUAGAUGAUGGAGUGAAGAUGAGGAGGUUCUUUAUUGUUCUAGAUGAUGGAGUGAAGAUGAGGAGGUUCUUUAUUGUUCUAGAUGAUGGAGUGAAGAUGAGGAGGUUCUUUAUUGUUCUAGAUGAUGGAGUGAAGAUGAGGAGGUUCUUUAUUGUUCUAGAUGAUGGAGUGAAGAUGAGGAGGUUCUUUAUUGUUCUAGAUGAUGGAGUGAAGAUGAGGAGGUUCUUUAUUGUUCUAGAUGAUGGAGAGAAGAUGAGGAGGUUCUUUAUUGUUCUAGAUGAUGGAGUGAAGAUGAGGAGGUUCUUUAGUGUUCUAGAUGAUGGAGUGAAGAUGAGGAGGUUCUUUAUUGUUCUAGAUGAUGGAGUGAAGAUGAGGAGGUUCUUUAUUGUUCUAGAUGAUGGAGUGAAGAUGAGGAGGUUCUUUAUUGUUCUAGAUGAUGGAGUGAAGAUGAGGAGGUUCUUUAUUGUUCUAGAUGAUGGAGAGAAGAUGAGGAGGUUCUUUAUUGUUCUAGAUGAUGGAGUGAAGAUGAGGAGGUUCUUUAUUGUUCUAGAUGAUGGAGUGAAGAUGAGGAGGUUCUUUAUUGUUCUAGAUGAUGGAGUGAAGAUGAGGAGGUUCUUUAUUGUUCUAGAUGAUGGAGUGAAGAUGAGGAGGUUCUUUAUUGUUCUAGAUGAUGGAGUGAAGAUGAGGAGGUUCUUUAUUGUUCUAGAUGAUGGAGUGAAGAUGAGGAGGUUCUUUAUUGUUCUAGAUGAUGGAGUGAAGAUGAGGAGGUUCUUUAGUGUUCUAGAUGAUGGAGUGAAGAUGAGGAGGUUCUUUAUUGUUCUCGAUGAUGGAGUGAAGAUGAGGAGGUUCUUUAUUGUUCUCGAUGAUGGAGUGAAGAUGAGGAGGUUCUUUAUUGUUCUAGAUGAUGGAGAGAAGAUGAGGAGGUUCUUUAUUGUUCUAGAUGAUGGAGUGAAGAUGAGGAGGUUCUUUAUUGUUCUAGAUGAUGGAGUGAAGAUGAGGAGGUUCUUUAUUGUUCUAGAUGAUGGAGUGAAGAUGAGGAGGUUCUUUAUUGUUCUAGAUGAUGGAGUGAAGAUGAGGAGGUUCUUUAUUGUUCUCGAUGAUGGAGUGAAGAUGAGGAGGUUCUUUAUUGUUCUAGAUGAUGGAGUGAAGAUGAGGAGGUUCUUUAUUGUUCUCGAUGAUGGAGUGAAGAUGAGGAGGUUCUUUAGUGUUCUAGAUGAUGGAGUGAAGAUGAGGAGGUUCUUUAGUGUUCUAGAUGAUGGAGUGAAGAUGAGGAGGUUCUUUAUUGUUCUAGAUGAUGGAGUGAAGAUGAGGAGGUUCUUUAUUGUUCUCGAUGAUGGAGUGAAGAUGAGGAGGUUCUUUAUUGUUCUAGAUGAUGGAGUGAAGAUGAGGAGGUUCUUUAGUGUUCUAGAUGAUGGAGUGAAGAUGAGGAGGUUCUUUAGUGUUCUAGAUGAUGGAGUGAAGAUGAGGAGGUUCUUUAUUGUUCUAGAUGAUGGAGUGAAGAUGAGGAGGUUCUUUAUUGUUCUAGAUGAUGGAGUGAAGAUGAGGAGGUUCUUUAUUGUUCUAGAUGAUGGAGUGAAGAUGAGGAGGUUCUUUAUUGUUCUAGAUGAUGGAGUGAAGAUGAGGAGGUUCUUUAGUGUUCUCGAUGAUGGAGUGAAGAUGAGGAGGUUCUUUAUUGUUCUAGAUGAUGGAGUGAAGAUGAGGAGGUUCUUUAUUGUUCUCGAUGAUGGAGUGAAGAUGAGGAGGUUCUUUAUUGUUCUAGAUGAUGGAGUGAAGAUGAGGAGGUUCUUUAUUGUUCUAGAUGAUGGAGUGAAGAUGAGGAGGUUCUUUAUUGUUCUAGAUGAUGGAGUGAAGAUGAGGAGGUUCUUUAUUGUUCUAGAUGAUGGAGAGAAGAUGAGGAGGUUCUUUAUUGUUCUAGAUGAUGGAGUGAAGAUGAGGAGGUUCUUUAUUGUUCUAGAUGAUGGAGUGAAGAUGAGGAGGUUCUUUAUUGUUCUAGAUGAUGGAGUGAAGAUGAGGAGGUUCUUUAUUGUUCUAGAUGAUGGAGUGAAGAUGAGGAGGUUCUUUAUUGUUCUAGAUGAUGGAGUGAAGAUGAGGAGGUUCUUUAUUGUUCUAGAUGAUGGAGUGAAGAUGAGGAGGUUCUUUAUUGUUCUAGAUGAUGGAGUGAAGAUGAGGAGGUUCUUUAUUGUUCUAGAUGAUGGAGUGAAGAUGAGGAGGUUCUUUAUUGUUCUAGAUGAUGGAGAGAAGAUGAGGAGGUUCUUUAUUGUUCUAGAUGAUGGAGAGAAGAUGAGGAGGUUCUUUAUUGUUCUAGAUGAUGGAGUGAAGAUGAGGAGGUUCUUUAUUGUUCUAGAUGAUGGAGUGAAGAUGAGGUUCUUUAUUGUUCUAGAUGAUGGAGUGAAGAUGAGGAGGUUCUUUAGUGUUCUAGAUGAUGGAGAGAAGAUGAGGAGGUUCUUUAUUGUUCUAGAUGAUGGAGUGAAGAUGAGGAGGUUCUUUAUUGUUCUCGAUGAUGGAGUGAAGAUGAGGAGGUUCUUUAUUGUUCUCGAUGAUGGAGUGAAGAUGAGGAGGUUCUUUAGUGUUCUAGAUGAUGGAGUGAAGAUGAGGAGGUUCUUUAUUGUUCUAGAUGAUGGAGUGAAGAUGAGGAGGUUCUUUAUUGUUCUAGAUGAUGGAGUGAAGAUGAGGAGGUUCUUUAUUGUUCUCGAUGAUGGAGUGAAGAUGAGGAGGUUCUUUAUUGUUCUAGAUGAUGGAGUGAAGAUGAGGAGGUUCUUUAUUGUUCUAGAUGAUGGAGUGAAGAUGAGGAGGUUCUUUAUUGUUCUAGAUGAUGGAGUGAAGAUGAGGAGGUUCUUUAUUGUUCUAGAUGAUGGAGUGAAGAUGAGGAGGUUCUUUAUUGUUCUAGAUGAUGGAGAGAAGAUGAGGAGGUUCUUUAUUGUUCUAGAUGAUGGAGUGAAGAUGAGGAGGUUCUUUAUUGUUCUAGAUGAUGGAGUGAAGAUGAGGAGGUUCUUUAUUGUUCUAGAUGAUGGAGUGAAGAUGAGGAGGUUCUUUAUUGUUCUAGAUGAUGGAGUGAAGAUGAGGAGGUUCUUUUGUGUUCUAGAUGAUGGAGUGAAGAUGAGGAGGUUCUUUAUUGUUCUAGAUGAUGGAGUGAAGAUGAGGAGGUUCUUUAUUGUUCUAGAUGAUGGAGAGAAGAUGAGGAGGUUCUUUAUUGUUCUCGAUGAUGGAGUGAAGAUGAGGAGGUUCUUUAUUGUUCUAGAUGAUGGAGUGAAGAUGAGGAGGUUCUUUAUUGUUCUUUAUUGUUCUCGAUGAUGGAGUGAAGAUGAGGAGGUUCUUUAUUGUUCUAGAUGAUGGAGUGAAGAUGAGGAGGUUCUUUAUUGUUCUUUAUUGUUCUCGAUGAUGGAGUGAAGAUGAGGAGGUUCUUUAUUGUUCUAGAUGAUGGAGUGAAGAUGAGGAGGUUCUUUAUUGUUCUAGAUGAUGGAGUGAAGAUGAGGAGGUUCUUUAUUGUUCUAGAUGAUGGAGUGAAGAUGAG
Molecule: messenger RNA, 4297 nt
Organism: Acanthochromis polyacanthus (spiny chromis)
Lineage: Eukaryota; Metazoa; Chordata; Actinopteri; Pomacentridae
Exons: 2
Coding region: 25-4077 (1350 amino acids)
Source: RefSeq, a predicted model, not a curated record